Alligator mississippiensis (American alligator) is the source of this 901-nucleotide messenger RNA. RefSeq names its product coiled-coil domain containing 172 (gene CCDC172). The record is from RefSeq and is a predicted model, not a curated record. Lineage: Eukaryota; Metazoa; Chordata; Crocodylia; Alligatoridae. Gene Ontology annotation, cellular component: cytoplasm. Bases 32 to 691 code for a protein of 219 amino acids. The transcript is spliced from 7 exons.
ACUGGAAAUAAAAAGAAACCAUGAACAAGUUAUGGCAAUUAAAGAAGAGUUGAGGGAAGCAAAAAUACAAUUAGAAACUAAGGUUCAGCAUCUGUCAGAAAAGCUCUUCUACUUAGAGCUUUUGAAGAAACGUGAAGACAGCAUUGAAAAACAGAAAGUGGAACUUGUGAAUCAAAAGAGUAUUCUUCUGAACAUCCUUACUGAUACAAAGAGAAAAAUGACUGAAGAAGAGAGGAAUUUUAUGACGGAAAUAACAGAGUUUAACAAUGAGUAUGGAUUAACAAGUAACAGAGACAUCUUGAUUAAAAAAAAGGUCAAGACUGAAAUACAUGAUUUGGAAAACGAAGAAAAUAUUUUGAAAGAUGAAAUGGAGUCAGUGGAACAUAAAAAUGUUCAGUUAAAUGCACUCCAGCUGCAGAAGAAUGAAUUAAAGCAGGAUUUAUUUACUCUUCAAAGCAAACUCAAAGAUGUUGAAGAACAAGUCAGAGAAGCUGAAGGUAUCACACGAUGUUUAGAAGCAGAAAGAAUCAAAGUUGGUGAAAAACCUCAGACUGAUACUGAGUGUUUAAGGCUUAAGAAAGAAUUAGAAAUGUACAAAGACGAUGACUUGGAAAAUGUUUGUGAAGCUCUUCGAACAGAAAUUGAGCUUCUCCAGAUGAAAUUAUCACAAAAAAACUCUUCAGGCAAAUAAAUUGGAUGUUGCAAGACUGACUGGAAUAUCACCAAAACCGGCCUCUGCAAUACUUUAUUUGAAGUUUGCUAAGCAUCUGUUGUUCUGCUAUCAGUUAGACUAUUUCUUGAUGUUAAAGUAAGGGUUUUGUUCCUUGCUUCUUUUCCUGAUCAUUAAAGCUUGCUGUUUUCAAAAAUAAUAAUUUGGGGCUUGGCAGUGAUCCCACUCAUA